AUUCUGACUCCGACCCGGAAACAAGCAAAGCCAACAUUCCAUCACCCAGGGAGGCUCUGGAGCGAUCCAGACCACACUUCAUCAGUCGCUCUCAGGGCAGACUGAGAGAGAUGGAGAGGCGGGCAGAAAAGAGGAGGGAGGAGAGGCGCUCUGACCACCAGCCAGAGGAGAUGAUGCUGAUGCACCAUAGAGGACACAGCACCAGAACCAGUCCUCUUAGUGAUAACCUUUUCAGACCCAGAGAUAGAGCCAUUACAGGGAAGGAGAUGCAGCUCAGAACCAGGCAAAACUAUAAAAAUCUGCCGGAGGUGAGGAGGAAACAGGAGGAAGAGAAGAGGAGGGAGGACUACCUGACUAACAGGCUGAGAGCAGAUCUCUUCAAAAAGGUCAGAAUGUCUGGAAAUACGGAAUGUUUCUCUCUGUUAAUUGAUUGGUUGCUGCAGUAA
Oncorhynchus gorbuscha (pink salmon) is the source of this 446-nucleotide messenger RNA. RefSeq names its product (E2-independent) E3 ubiquitin-conjugating enzyme FATS-like. The transcript has 4 exons. The coding region runs from base 111 to 446 and encodes 111 amino acids. Gene Ontology annotation, cellular component: centriole; centrosome; cytosol. NCBI's taxonomy places the organism in Eukaryota, Metazoa, Chordata, Actinopteri, Salmoniformes, Salmonidae. Gene Ontology annotation, biological process: regulation of centriole replication. The record is from RefSeq and is a predicted model, not a curated record.